UAUGGGUACCAGAAAGGUUGUGCAGACCAGAAGAGCGUUAAGUGUAAUAAAUCAGAAUCUGGUGGAAGAUCGACGUUACCCUUGCGUUGUUAACAAGAGGGUUUUGUCAGAAAAACAUGAUGUUUGUGAAAAGAAGCAGGCGGAUCCAGUGCAUCGACCCAUCAGUCGAUGUGAACAGGAAACCAAGAGGUCAGACUUGACAAUUUCAAAUUCGAAUGGAUUUGGAGAGUGUAUAUUUAUCGAUGAUGAACACAAGCCAAGGGAAGACCAGCCAGUGCCCAUGUUUUUAGAAGGGCAUAGUGAACCAGAUCAGAUGGAUGAAAUUCAGAUGGAGGAUAUAAUUGAAGAGCCUGUUUUGGACAUUGAUGUCUGUGAUGCAAAUAAUCCUCUUGCAGUGGUGGACUACAUUGAAGAUCUUUUUACCAACUACAGAAAAAACGAGAGGACUAGCUGUGUCUCACCGAAUUAUAUGGCACAACAACCUGACAUUAAUGGAAGGAUGAGGGCUAUACUGAUUGACUGGCUUAUUGAGGUGCACGACAAAUUUGACCUCAUGCACGAGACAUUGUUUCUUACGGUUAAUGUUAUAGACAGAUUUUUGGAGAAGUCUACAGUGGUAAGAAAGAAGCUUCAGUUGGUGGGUCUGGUUGCCAUGCUUUUGGCAUGCAAGUAUGAGGAAGUCUCACUACCUGUGGUUGGGGAUCUAAUUCUGAUAUCAGACAAAGCAUAUACAAGGAAGGAAGUUCUGGAAAUGGAGAAGUUGAUGGUCAAUACAUUGCAGUUUAAAAUGUCUGUGCCAACAGCAUAUGUUUUUAUAAGAAGGUUCCUAAAGGCAGCUCAAGCAAAUAGAAAACUUGAGCUACUAGCUUUCUUCUUGGUGGAGCUAUCUCUAGUGGAAUAUGAGAUGGUGAAGUUCCCUCCAUCUCAACUAGCUGCAGCUGCAGUUUACACGGCUCAAUGCAGUAUCCAUGGUUUCAAACAGUGGAGUAAGACAUGUGAAUGGCACACCAACUAUUCAGAAGAUCAGCUAUUAGAGUGCUCUAGUUUAAUAGUUGAUUUUCACCAGAAGGCUGGGACAGGGAAACUUACAGGGGUACAUAGGAAGUACUGCUCAUCUAAACAUAGCUAUACUGCAAGAUGUGAACCAGCACUUUUUCUUCUGGAGAACCCAUUGUAGCAGUCCAUAUAGCUACUAACAACAACAUUUGACUUUCCGAAUUGGGUUAAGA
Molecule: messenger RNA, 1229 nt
Organism: Gastrolobium bilobum
Lineage: Eukaryota; Viridiplantae; Streptophyta; Magnoliopsida; Fabales; Fabaceae
Product: G2/mitotic-specific cyclin-1-like
Exons: 9
Coding region: 2-1177 (391 amino acids)
Biological process (GO): mitotic cell cycle phase transition; regulation of cyclin-dependent protein serine/threonine kinase activity
Cellular component (GO): cytoplasm; nucleus; centrosome
Molecular function (GO): cyclin-dependent protein serine/threonine kinase regulator activity
Source: RefSeq, a predicted model, not a curated record